GCCGGCACAGAUAUCUUGCUAUCCACGCCGCAGGCCACCCUGCCGCCCUUCCCGUUCCGUUCACCAGCUCAACCCGUCCAACGGUCAGGCGCCAUUCCCCAGCCAAACCCAGGGCACCGAGCUCUCCCAUGGACCCCUGCACCGCCCCGCCGGAGCCCUCCACGUGGCGCCGCGCGGUGAGGCGCCGCUCGCUGGACGGGGCCGGAGUACCGCCGGGGUGCCGGAGGGCGGAGGAGCUCGAGGAGGCGGUGUGGCGGCUGCGGGCGGAGAAGGAGGCCGCGGAGCGCGCGGCGGCGGCGCUGCGGGCGGAGCUGGACGCGGAGCGCGGGGCUGCGGCGACCGCGGCGACCGAGACGAUGCUGAUGAUCGCGCGGCUGCAGCGGGAGAAGGCCGCGGCCAUGAUGGAGGCGCGCGAGCUCCAGGCCCUCGCCGAGGGCCGGGCCCUGCGGGAAUGCGAGCUGCAUGACCGGCUCGCCGCGGUCUCCGCGCUCGCCGCGUCCUACGCCGCGCUGCUCCGCGCACACGGCGUCGACCCCGAGGAAGCGGAGGACGGCGGGAACUACGAGGACGAGGACGACGAUCAUUCCGUCGAAUACCUCGAGGCGGACGCGGAUGGGGACGGCGAGAGCCACGGCGGAGACGCGGAGGCGACGGCAGUCACGGCACUGGUGGCCGAGGAGCCGCCGUCACCGCCUACGGCCGAGGAGGAGUCGGAGUACACCGCGGACGUGCAGUGCGUGCCGUGCGCGGCCACGACGGAAGCCGCGGCCCCGCCGGCGCUGCGGGAGGCGAGCGCUGCCCGUGUCGCCGAGGACCCCAGUCUCUACGGGAGGGUAGCGGCGCUGGAGGCGGAGAGCGCGGCAAUGCGGAGGGAGGUGGCGGCGCUGCGGGCGGAGCGCGCGCUGGUGGUGCUGGCGAGGGAGUUGGCGCGGCGGCUGUGCCUGCAGGCGGCGGCAGACGAGAGGGCCGCCGUGGCGGCGGCGGAGAGGCCGCGCUUCUCGGCGCUCGCCAUUUGCAGAGUACUUGUUCUGAUAACUGAUAUAGUGUGGCUAUUCUCUACAAUAAUUUGGGGAAAGACACAUUCUGCAUCUGCAGCCAGCUCCUCGUCCGGCUCGUCGACGUCGUCCCACCUCCGCCAGAUUCUACUCCUGGGGAGAUCCAAAGGCGAUCACCGGAUCCAGAUCAGCCGGUCUCCACCGCGCAACCAAAUGCCUGUGAGCGGAGAGACUGGACUGGCCGGCUGCGAGAAGCCAUGGAGUUCCCCGUUGUGAUGAACUGAUGGCGCCUGCAAGUUUUGGCUACGUGUAUCUGGUCAGGAAUUUCAUAAAGCAGUCUUCAGUUCUUAUAGGAACUUCCGCGUUCCAAACAAGGCUUUAAUUUCUGGCACCACGUGCAUGUGUAGACCAAUUAGUGUACACAACUCUUGUAAAUACACAUAGUUAACUUGUUAAUGCAUUCUUCACAUAA
Panicum hallii is the source of this 1467-nucleotide messenger RNA. RefSeq lists its product as uncharacterized. The record is from RefSeq and is a predicted model, not a curated record. The transcript has 3 exons. NCBI's taxonomy places the organism in Eukaryota, Viridiplantae, Streptophyta, Magnoliopsida, Poales, Poaceae. Bases 129 to 1271 code for a protein of 380 amino acids.